Messenger RNA from Aedes aegypti (yellow fever mosquito), 5833 nucleotides. Its product is annotated as unconventional myosin-IXb. Lineage: Eukaryota; Metazoa; Arthropoda; Insecta; Diptera; Culicidae. Gene Ontology annotation, molecular function: ATP binding; actin filament binding; cytoskeletal motor activity. The record is from RefSeq and is a predicted model, not a curated record. Gene Ontology annotation, biological process: actin filament organization; vesicle transport along actin filament. Gene Ontology annotation, cellular component: cytoplasm; myosin complex; vesicle.
UUCAGUUUUGAGAAAGUUUCCGUUCGGUCAAGAGGUGUCCGCUUGAUCGGCGCAAGUUCGCGUAUUGUUUUAUUGAAAAAAAUAAAUAAAUAAUUAAGUGUUAUUGUCUUAAUGACUACAUGGUGGCAUAUUAGAGUGCAAGGUUGCUCAUUAAUGUAACAUUUCCGUACUCAAAUGUGUGAAGUGCUAUAGUUUCAAUACAAGUUUUAAGUGUUUGCCAAGGAUGGCAAUGUAUUUUGAAGAUCGUUUGAAACAGAUUGGAUUACUUACAUCCUGAGUUUCGUUAUUAGUGGGGUCAGCUUGAGUGUGUGCUAAGCGAAAAUUAUCUAAGCAAACACGAGAACAACAUAGGAAGAAAUAUAGGUGAUCGUAGAAGGUAGCUAUAAAUCAUAGGCUUCAUGGAAGAGAAAUGAAAAUAAAUAAGGAAUUGUGUGGCUCUCGUGCAAGCAAUGAAGAAUAAAUGAUCGUAGAAUGGGAAGAAGAGGAAGGCUCAACAGCCUUUAACAAAACAUCGUACACACCUAUACAUAAGUGGAAGUGCCGAAGAGUUGAAGAAACCCGAAGAAAUCGUGAUGAAGAAACCGAGCCAGCAAUGAAGGAAAAAUCUGAGAGUCAAGAAGGUGUGGAAGUGGAAUGAAUAAACAUACCUUUAGGCAGAGCCCAAAAGCCCAUAGCUGCCGAGGAGCAGAGCCUGUCGAAGAGAGAAUCGGCUAACCGAUAAUUACAACCAGUGUAAAGUGUCUGCAAGAUAAAGCCAGAAAAACAGCUCUGCCAAACAAAACAAAAUACGAAAAGAGACGAUAAAAAAGUUGAUUAAAAUUUAUACUCUCCUUUAUGUAUGCUGUUUAAUUGGUCACUUGAGAAGAGAGCGCCGAGUUCAAAAUUAGCAACUACCACUUCGUCACGUUUUGUCUCGUUAUAUUCUUGUUGUGGGUUACUUUUGCACUGUCCACCUUAACUACGCACAUUUGGCAGGCGACUCUCCCGUGGCCCCACUUGCAGGCUACAAUUAAGAUCGUUCAUAAAUUAGAUCGCCGCUCCAAAAAUGGCCACCCUGGGCCUUUCGAAGGUGUUUAUACUGGACAAGUAUUUUACCGAGCUGCAGAAGUUUUGGGAGACCGAGAAGAAGUUGCAAGAUGCAUCUUCAUCAAACGAGGCCGUUCACCUGCAACAGAGACUGAAGAGCCUUAGCUCUGAACUGGUUACUUUAAGAAAUCGGCUUCACACUGGAGCAGGUCAGACUACUCCGGUCACGGCAGCGGCCGGAGCCAAUGGAACCGUAACCGUUGGAAGUGCCGUCAUCACAUCAGCCACAACGCCAAAUACCAAUAACCCACAAACGCUCGGUGGUCACGGAACGACGACGACGACGACAUCCUCCAAUGGCACUUCAGGAACCGGUGCAGGCCUCCAAGCGACGACAGUGGGUGCAAAUGGGAUCAGCAUUCUGUCACACCUGAACAGCAACUCCAAUGUCAAUGGGAACAGCUGCACCAACAACACCACAAAUGGCAAGGGUCCCAUGCUGGUGACGCCAUCGCAGUGUAUACCCCAAAACAGCAACACAUUGAACCACUCGGGCAAUGUUAUACCAAUAGUUUCACCAAGGAAUACCUCGAUACCAUACCCGCUGCCACAUCACAACAGCACCGGGGCGAUACUUCUGGGAGAUACAGCGCAGUGCGGAGUUGGAGGUGCCGGUGGCAAUGGCUUCGGCGGGAAUGCCGGUAUAACAGGUGGCGGAACUCUUCCGCGCAGGACGACAGUCGGCUACACCGGGAAGCACCAGAGUCUCCUGGGGAGUUCGGGUGCUGGACUCGGAGGUGGUGCCCAUCUCAUCUCUCCGGGUGGCAACUCGGGCGGUCCCGGAGGCGGCACAAUAAUCGGAGGAACCCUAACGCAUCACUUGCACGGAGGAGGUCGAUCAAACAUUGGGGGCAAUGAUGGUGGCGGUGGUGGAACCGCUGCUGGCAAUGUGUCUGGCUCCAAAACGGUGAAACUGGACGACCUGAUACACCUGCCGGGACCGCUAACCGAAGACGCGGUCAUGCGAACACUCCAAACCAGAUUCAACGAGGGGAAGUUUUUCACUAAUGUUGGACCAAUCCUCCUCUCCGUCAACCCGUAUCAUGACGUUGGUAAUCCGCUAACGCUCUCAUCAACCCGUUCUGUCCCGUUAGCACCUCAACUGCGAAAAAUAGUACAAGAAGCCGUUCGGCAGCAAGCGGAAACAGGCUACCCUCAAGCAAUCAUUCUAUCAGGUACAUCCGGUUCCGGCAAAACGCACUGCUCGAUGUUGCUCCUCCGGCAGCUUUUCGCAGUAGCCGGAGGGGGUCCCGAAACUGACGCAUUCAAACAUCUAGCCGCCGCUUUCACCGUGCUCCGAUCGCUUGGGUCGGCAAAAACCUCUACCAACUCGGAAUCCAGUCGAAUUGGUCAAUUCAUCGAAGUACAAGUAACGGACGGAGCACUCUACCGAACGAAGAUUCACUGCUACUUCCUGGAUCAAACCCGUGUCAUAAGGCCAUUACCGAACGAGAAAAAUUACCACAUCUUCUACCAAAUGUUAGCUGGACUGAACGCAGAAGAGUGUGCUCGACUGAAUCUCGAAGGUUACUCACCGGCCAAUCUGAGGUACCUGCAGAACGGCGACAUACGACAAGACGAACAUGAAGAUGCAGCGCGGUUUCAAGCGUGGAAAGCGUGUUUGGGCAUUCUCGGUAUACCCUUUCUGGAUGUUGUACGGGUGCUGGCAGCAGUCCUUCUGCUGGGAAACGUGCUGUUUGUGGAUGGUCAGGGUCUCGAGGUGGAAGUAAGUGGUGAAACGGAAUUAAAUGCGGUAGCCAACUUGCUGGGCGUCCCUCCUGCUCAGCUGUUCCGUGGACUCACCAUCCGAACGCACAAUGCACGCGGUCAGCUGAUAAAGUCGGUCUGUGACGCCAACAUGUCCAAUAUGACGAGAGACUCUCUCGCCAAGGCGCUCUAUUGCCGAACGGUGGCCACUAUCGUGCGGAGAGCCAACAGUUUGAAACGCUUGGGCUCAACGUUGGGAACGCUAAGCUCCGACAGUAAUGAAUCCGUACACAACCAGGCAGAAGUGGCCAGUCAACAUGCAUCCACAAUCGGCGGGAACGCCGGUUCGAAGUCGAUGGCUGCUCUCAAUAAUGCGGUGCGGCAUGCAACCGAUGGAUUUAUAGGCAUUCUGGACAUGUUUGGCUUCGAGGAACCCCGUCCCGCUCAGCUGGAACAUCUCUGUAUCAAUCUAUGCGCCGAAACAAUGCAACACUUCUACAAUACUCACAUCUUCAAAAGCUCGGUCGAAUCGUGCCGAGAGGAAGGGAUUAUUUGCGAUACCGAGGUAGACUAUGUGGACAACGUUCCGUGCAUCGAUUUGAUAUCGUCGCUCCGUACCGGCUUGUUGAGCAUGCUGGACGCUGAGUGUUCCGUUCGCGGUACAGCAGAGAGCUAUGUGGCCAAAAUUAAAGUACAGCACAGGAACUCCGCUCGGUUGGAACAACGCGCAUCGGAACCGUACGAUCCGAGAAUGUUCGCCAUCAGGCACUUUGCCGGACGCGUUGAAUAUGAUACGACAAACUUUUUGGACACGAACCGUGAUGUCGUGCCGGAUGAUUUAGUGUCGGUGUUCUACAAACACACUUGCAACUUUGGAUUUGCGACCCACCUGUUUGGAACGGAGCUGAAGGCGCUCUAUGCUCAGGAAAACGUACCACGUGGUUUGAGUUUUCGAAUUGCGCCAACAUCGCACACCGACUUGUUGAAUGGAGAUGAGCCGGUUUCCACUCUGACGCAGGACUUCCAUACGAGGUUGGAUAAUUUACUGCGGACAUUGGUGCAUGCGCGACCGCAUUUUGUACGGUGCAUUCGUAGCAACACAGCAGAGAAGGCAGGUGUAUUUGACCGUGGCACCGUGGUUCGACAAAUCCGCGCCCUUCAGGUGUUGGAAACCGUGAAUUUAAUGGCCAGUGGAUUUCCACAUCGCAUGCGUUUCAAACAGUUUACCGCUCGUUAUCGAAUGUUGGCACCGUUCCGACUGCUUAGGCGCUGCGAGGAGAAAGCUCUAGAAGACUGCAAAUUGAUUUUGGACUUUGCGCUUGAGAAUCCACCGGAGUUGGAUGGGUCCGUGACUCUAUCGUGGGCCCCGGGUAAAAGACACGUCUUCCUCAGUGAAGGCAUCCGACAACAUCUGGAGAAUUUGAGGACUGAAGUUCGCAUGAAGAGCGCGACUCUGAUACAGGCGACGUGGCGUGGAUGGAAUUUGAGAAAACGAUUGGGUACUAUCCGGAGAUCUCAUGAGAUCAAACUGGUUGGAAAUGGACUGCUAACGUUGAAUAAGAGUACAGGUGAGAUUAGAAAUAUGCAAAAAUAUGCGAUGACAUUCACACGCAAUCUUUGUCUUUCAGCCGCGAGACCUGGUAACACUGGACCAACAACUAAAGCUAACAAUACAGGAACGGCAACGCGACCAAGGCCACAACCUAUUGCAGGUACACCACCACCUGAUCCUAACGAGAAAUGCGACUCCAAGAUCAUUGCUCAGACUUGUACACUGUUCGGACUAGAUCUGGAACGUCCACCUCCAGUACCGCCAUCGCGCUCAUACACCGUGACAGGAAACUCCAAACUUGGUUACCCGCAAACGCGAAUCAUGAAAAUGAACUUUCCGGAAGAUUCGGUGGCUGCCUCUGUUGGGGAGCAGCUGCGCAAAGGAGAAGCCGUUACGGUUACCGGAGCAUCGCAUCGACGAGGGCAUCUGAUCGUCGAACAUAAUGGCAUUAGUUUGCAUGUUCCUUUCCAGUAUAUGGAGCUGGUAAAGACUACUUCAUCGCCACCACCACCCUCUGGUGCCUCUGUUAAUAUCUAACUCUGUAUCAUCGAGCAUUGAAGCAUCCAUGCUUCCGUAUUGAUGUUCAGCCUCGUACGCUACAUCCAACUAUCCUCAAUGUCUUCCAUUCACAAAAAGAAACUUCAACCACAGGUUAUUUAAACAUCAUUACAUACUCGUUAAGCAUUCAUCGAUAGCAUGAUAAGGCAAUUCAGAGAAAAUUAUUAUACAACAUAAUAUUUACCAUUUUAUCAGCGCGUUUUCACGUAUUUAAUACAAACGGUAAGAAGUACUAUACUCUAGGACUGAUAAGCAUCUGUAAGACUAAGCCACUAAGGAUACCCUUUUACAAACUGAUUAUUUUCAUAAGUACACCAUACUUUAUAGAAACAACGAUUCUAUGAGGAUUCUUAAGUGCCAACUAUUUCUAUUUAGAAAUUACACAGAUUGUUACUCAUUUAAGCACGUGUCUUCUGACGCAGGUCUUCGACUCACCAAAGUCACCAGCUGUCAGAGGGCCAAACUGGGUUCAUUUACAACGAAAUAGGACUUCUGUAAGUAAAAAAGUAUUAUCAAUAAUCACCAGACAAUAAAGCAGAUUGCUUUUGUUGACCUAUCCGAUCAAGCUGAAAUUUGUCAUAGAAAUAGCACUACGGUCUACCUCCCUGAGCUUCCAUGAGAAGAACAUCGCAAACCAAGAAAGGACAGAACUAAAAUGCUUACUUGCCAUGUAAAUAGUAAAUCACAAAUGUUAAUAGAAACCGUUUCCGAUGACGAUGUGACGUUAUUUUCUGCCGUGUCACGAUUGCUACCGAAUAUUGAGCGCCUAGUAACUAUCGGCUAAGCUCAUCCUGUCUACAGAAGGAAAGACCGUAUUCUGUUUCAUCUUCGAGAAAAAUCAAAUUUUCCAAUCAGCAAUAACGAAUUGCCAAUAACCAGUGAAAUUGCAACCGCUAGAAAGGUGAAAUAAAGAUAGAUAAAAAUGUUGAA